ACUACCUCCGCUAUGGUACAUGUUGUCUACUAUGUCCAUGGUGCCGGUGCCACGGCUAGCCUACUCCCAGGUCAGAGAGAACCUGGUGAAGCCAUCCCAUCCAAGAUCAUCUGCCUCUUGGCCUCUGGAGGACUGGACUGCCGCUACGAAGGACCAGCCUGCUGGAUGCCCAGCCAACAAACUGUACAGGGACUCUACUCACACUGGGUGACUGAUGACAUUGUGGCUAUGGCGAGACCCUCCUCUCACAUCAUCAAGAAAUACAGCAUCAUAGAGCAGUUCCAAUGGCUGAACAUCAAGUCCAUCAUCAACAUGCUUUCGCCUGGGGAGCAUGCUCACUGUGGCCCUCCUCUGGAGCCAGACACUGGAUUCACCUACUUCCUACAAACCUUUAUGGAGACUGGUAACUUUGGUGUGUCGUCUGUCGUGGGGAUGAUGGAUGGAGUGAAGGUGAUAGCCUACGGCAUGAAAGAGGGGAAGGUGGCUGUGCACUGUCUCGCAGGCUUGGAGAGGACAGGUGUUGGAAUUUUAUGGUAUGAUAAUAUGGUUCUCAGUCCAUAAAUAGUCUGUUUAUAUUGUUUAGCUCAUUUAGAAUAUACAUUUGUAUUUGUAUUUAUUAAGGAUCCCCAUUAGCUUCCUGGGGCUUCCUGGGGUCCAUCAACAUUA
Messenger RNA from Coregonus clupeaformis (lake whitefish), 666 nucleotides. RefSeq names its product protein tyrosine phosphatase domain-containing protein 1-like. The transcript has 4 exons. Gene Ontology annotation, biological process: dephosphorylation. NCBI's taxonomy places the organism in Eukaryota, Metazoa, Chordata, Actinopteri, Salmoniformes, Salmonidae. The record is from RefSeq and is a predicted model, not a curated record. The coding region runs from base 13 to 561 and encodes 182 amino acids. Gene Ontology annotation, molecular function: phosphatase activity.